Molecule: messenger RNA, 3024 nt
Organism: Hevea brasiliensis (rubber tree)
Lineage: Eukaryota; Viridiplantae; Streptophyta; Magnoliopsida; Malpighiales; Euphorbiaceae
Product: plasma membrane ATPase 1
Exons: 20
Coding region: 170-2863 (897 amino acids)
Biological process (GO): proton export across plasma membrane; regulation of intracellular pH
Cellular component (GO): plasma membrane
Molecular function (GO): ATP hydrolysis activity; P-type proton-exporting transporter activity; ATP binding
Source: RefSeq, a predicted model, not a curated record
UCAAAAUGGGUUCCUGCAGGAAAAUAUACCCCUUGAAGAAAUUUUUGUCCAUCUUAAAUGUACAAGAGAGGGUUUGAGUUCUGAUGCAGUUCAAGAGCGGUUGGAUUUGUUUGGAUACAACAAACUUGAAGAGAAAAAGGAAAAUAAAAUAUUAAAAUUUUUGGGCUUUAUGUGGAAUCCUUUAUCAUGGGUCAUGGAAGCUGCAGCUAUCAUGGCCAUUGCUCUGGCACAUGGAGGGGGCAAGAGUGCAGACUAUCAUGAUUUUUUUGGCAUCCUGAUCUUACUUAUAAUCAAUUCGACCAUCAGUUUCGUAGAGGAAAACAAUGCUGGAAAUGCAGCUGCUGCCCUUAUGGCUCGAUUGGCCCCAAAAGCCAAGGUCCUACGAGACAGAAAGUGGAGUGAGGAAGAUGCGUCAGUAUUGGUGCCUGGUGACAUUAUUAGUAUUAAACUUGGUGAUAUCAUUCCUGCUGAUGCACGUCUAUUGGAAGGAGAUCCUCUAAAGAUUGAUCAGUCCGCUCUUACUGGAGAAUCACUUCCAGUAACCAAAAAUCCAGGUGAUGGAGUUUAUUCGAGUUCGACAUGUAAGCAAGGUGAAAUUGAAGCAGUGGUCAUUGCAACUGGUGUCCACACAUUUUUUGGGAAGGCAGCUCAUCUUGUUGAAAACACAACGCAUGUUGGGCAUUUCCAGAAGGUUUUAACAGCUAUUGGAAACUUCUGCAUUUGCUCUAUUGCAUUUGGGAUGCUUAUUGAGAUCAUUGCAAUAUAUGGGAUUCAACAAAGGAAAUACCGUGUUGGUAUUGAUAAUCUACUUGUCCUAUUGAUUGGUGGCAUCCCAAUUGCAAUGCCUACUGUUCUCUCCGUUACAAUGGCCAUCGGUUCACAUCGUUUGUCUCAGCAGGGUGCAAUUACAAAAAGAAUGACUGCCAUUGAGGAAAUGGCUGGAAUGGAUGUGCUUUGCAGUGACAAAACAGGCACAUUGACGCUUAACAAGCUUACGGUGGACAAAAAUAUGAUUGAGGUUUUUGCCAAAGGUGUUGACAGGGAUAUGGUUGUGCUCAUGGCUGCAAGAGCCUCAAGGUUGGAGAAUCAGGAUGCUAUUGAUGCUGCAAUUGUUUCAAUGUUGGCAGACCCUAAGGAGGCUCGAGCUGGAAUUACUGAAGUUCACUUCCUCCCAUUUAAUCCAACUGACAAAAGGACUGCGCUUACAUACAUAGAUUCUGUUGGUAAAAUGCAUAGAGUCAGCAAAGGUGCACCAGAGCAGAUUCUCAAUCUGGCACAUAACAAAUCAGAAAUAGAUAAGAAGGUACAUGCAAUAAUCGACAAAUUUGCAGAAAGAGGACUUAGAUCUCUUGGUGUUGCACGCCAGGAAGUGCCUGCUGGAAAAAAAGAAAGUCUGGGUGGCCCCUGGGAAUUUGUUGGGCUGCUUCCUCUAUUUGACCCUCCUCGCCAUGAUAGUGCUGAAACAAUCAGAAGAGCUCUGGAUCUUGGUGUUAGUGUUAAAAUGAUCACAGGUGACCAACUUGCAAUUGGCAAGGAAACUGGAAGGAGGCUUGGAAUGGGUACAAAUAUGUACCCAUCUUCAUCUCUGCUCGGUGAAGGCAAGGAUGAGGCAAUUGCAUCACUUCCAAUUGAUGAGCUCAUUGAGAAAGCUGAUGGUUUUGCUGGUGUCUUCCCUGAACAUAAAUAUGAGAUUGUACGAAGACUACAAACUAGAAAACACAUAUGUGGAAUGACUGGUGAUGGAGUGAAUGAUGCACCUGCCUUGAAGAAAGCUGACAUAGGAAUUGCUGUAGCAGAUUCCACAGAUGCUGCCAGAAGUGCCUCUGACAUAGUUCUAACAGAACCUGGGCUAAGUGUAAUCAUUAGUGCUGUCUUAACAAGUCGUGCUAUAUUCCAGAGGAUGAAAAAUUACACGAUAUAUGCAGUGUCUAUCACUAUACGCAUAGUGCUUGGUUUUAUGCUGCUGACUGUCUUCUGGAAAUUUGACUUUCCUCCUUUCAUGGUUCUUGUAAUUGCCAUUCUUAAUGAUGGUACUAUCAUGACCAUAUCCAAAGACAGAGUCAAGCCUUCUCCCCUUCCUGACAGUUGGAAGCUUAGUGAAAUUUUUGCAACUGGCAUUGUCCUUGGCGGUUACCUGGCUCUAAUGACAGUCAUUUUCUUCUGGGCAGCUUACGAAACUAACUUCUUUCCGAAACAUUUCGGUGUCCGGAACUUCAACCAGCACCACUUGAACAUGGAUGAUGAAGCCAUUGCCAACAAACUUAAAGAACAAUUAGCAUCAGCUAUAUAUCUUCAAGUCAGUACCAUUAGUCAGGCCUUGAUAUUUGUGACCCGCUCCAGGGGCUGGUCAUUCACAGAACGUCCAGGCCUUCUGCUUGUUGCUGCCUUCGUAAUUGCUCAACUGAUUGCAACGGUGAUAUCUGCCCAUGCAAACUGGGGAUUUGCUGGGAUCAGAAGUAUUGGUUGGGGGUGGACAGGUGUGAUUUGGUUGUACAAUGUACUGACUUACUUCCUUCUUGAUCCUAUCAAAUUUGCUGUGCGCUAUGCACUCAGUGGAAAAGCUUGGGGUCUGGUGGUAGAGCAAAGGACUGCAUUCACCAGUAAGAAGGAUUUUGGAAAGGAAGCUCGUGAAGCUGCGUGGGCGACUGAACAGCGAACACUACAUGGCCUCCAGUCAGUUGAGACAAAAAUGUUUUCGGAGAGGACCCCUUUUAGGGAAAUCAGCGUCAUGGCUGAAGAAGCUAAAAGGCGUGCAGAGAUUGCAAGGUUGAGAGAACUUCACACACUCAAAGGAAAGGUUGAAUCAUUUGCCAAGUUAAGGGGCUUGGACAUCGAUGCCAUUAACCAGCACUACACCGUCUGAAUAUUUUUAUUAUUUUUUCCUCUCCUCCUUCGUUACUUUCUCGCCUUUCCAUGUUCGUUCUAUGUUACUUUUCAAAUCAUAUGGCGGAUUAUCAUUAUGUAUAAGCUUGACACUUGUUGCUACCGAUUUAUUAUAAAAUAAUAAUAAUAUCGAUUUUCCAA